AUGGCGGAGUCCCAUCCCAAUACGUCCGAGCCACAGAAUUACUUCGACCAACAACCUAACAGCCAGUCUGCACCACAGAGACCACUUCCUCGUGGCAUCAAUACCGGAAGCAGCAUUGGAAGAACCAGCACUUCUGGCUUUGAUGCACCACACGAUCCUCGACUAGCAGCCAAGCGUAACGAUACGACACGGUCCAAUAUGGAACGGACUCAGACCAACCAGACGGCAGGGACGAGCGAUACCCAAAGACUUGAGAAGAAGCAGCAACAGUUGGUCGACGUGGAAAAUGAAUACUUCAAACUCAACCCCUGGUAUAACCAGCAAAAGGAAAAGCCCGUGUUUGGUCUUGGCCAGCCCCUGCCGCAUACUAUGCGUCGUGGUAUGUGGUGGGGCAAAAGUGACCUGAAGAAGAGGCUGGACGACCUCAAAGCAGAAAAAGACGACUUGCAAGCAGGAAUAGACGCACGUGACGGACUGGAUAUAGCGAAGGAGAAGGAAUCCGAGAACGAAUCGGAAAGUUCUCAGACUCCCCUGAGGCGAGGCCAGUCUUCACAGCCCCAGAGCUUGGAGCAGUGCCAGUCCUACAGCCAUGGUCGCAUGCCAAAUGUGCGACAACCAACAUCCAAUUCGUACUCCAUGGCUGGAAAUCAGCGCAACGAUGAUGCAGCAUCACAACGUGCACCGAUCAACGAACAUGGCCUGACUGAAACUGAUCAAGGGAAUAAUGGACGGAACAACUUUGGCCUCCAGGACGGCCUCCAUCCACUUCAGGAACUCGACACUGGCGCUACAACGCAAACACAAAAAGAAGAGAAGGAGAUCAAGAAGCGGGAACAUGAAGAGCAACAGGCGUACUACAAUCAAUACCGCAACCCAAUUGCAAGAUUACGGGCACAGUACCCUCAGGCACCAGCUGAGUUCCUUGCUACAUUCGUAUACCUUUUCCUCGGGAUAGCAGCCAAUUUGUCUAUCGCGACUUCGGCAGAAUCAACAGGCAACUUUGAAACACAGGCCUGGGCGUGGGGCUUCGCCGUGACGGUAGGUAUCUACUUGAGUGGUGGUGUAUCUGGUGGUCACCUUAGUCCUUGCAUUACCAUUGCGCUCUCUAUAUUCCGUGGUUUUCCAUGGCGAAUGGCGAUUGUGUACAUUUGCAUGCAGAUGCUUGCUGGCCUGGCCGCAGGAGGCCUGGCAUAUGGCCUGUACUAUGAUGCAAUCAACUCCAUGGACCCAGGACAUACGCUCGACAUAACAGGCAAAGCUCUCUUUCCCAAGGGACCUGCCUUCACAGCAACGACAGCCUUCUUCAAUGACUUUGUCUUCAUGGCCGUCUACACCUGCAUUGCCUUUGCCCUUGGAGAUGACCAGAACUCACCUCCCGGGCAAGGUAUGACUGCUUUGGUCUUUGGCUUCAUGGGAUACCUCAUGAUGGUCUCACUCGGCUACAACACCGGACUUGGAAUCUCGCCUGCACGCGACCUGGGUCCCAGGCUCGUUGGCCUCUGGGCCGGCUACGAUUCCUUCAGUGAUGCGUACUGGGCGUAUGGUCCAUUCGGUGCAGCUAUUAGUGGUGCGAUAUUCGGAGGAUUCAUUUACGACUUGUUCAUCUUUGUGGGUGGAGAGUCACCGGUCAACUACAGGUGGCCCAAAAAGGGUGACAUUAAAUGGAAGCUCCACGAAAGGAAGGAGGAGGCAAAAGACAAAAUUCACAGCGUAGCUUAG
This is a messenger RNA of Ascochyta rabiei, 1719 nucleotides long. RefSeq lists its product as uncharacterized. Bases 1 to 1719 code for a protein of 572 amino acids. The record is from RefSeq and is a predicted model, not a curated record. Gene Ontology annotation, molecular function: water channel activity; glycerol channel activity. Lineage: Eukaryota; Fungi; Ascomycota; Dothideomycetes; Pleosporales; Didymellaceae. Gene Ontology annotation, cellular component: plasma membrane. The transcript has 5 exons. Gene Ontology annotation, biological process: glycerol transmembrane transport; water transport.